AUGAAGGCAGCUAUUCUCAAGCCUUUCAUCAGUCUCUUUUUGGCUGCCCAAUUAGUUGCUGCUAAAUCCGAUAAGGUCGACGUUGAUGCCGACUCCAAGAGCGCUCAACUUGAAAAUUACUCUGUCAGUGAUGCUGGCUUUCAAGAAAUGACCCAAUUCGGUGUCAAGAUCAACAACUCUGACAGUUUGAAAGCCGGCUUAGAUGGUCCUGCCCUUAUGGAAGAUUUCAUGAUGCGUGAAAAGAUCAUGCACUUUGAUCACGAAAGAAUUCCUGAACGUGCUGUUCACGCUAGAGGUGUUGGUUUGCACGGCUACUUUGAAUCCUAUGGUGAUUACUCCAACAUCACUGCUGCAAGCUUCUUAAGAGGUAAGGGCAAGAAGACACCAAUGUUCGUUCGUAUCUCCACUGUCCUUGGUUCUCGUGGUUCUCCCGAUACCGUUCGUGACGUCCACGGUUUCGCUAUCCGUUUCUAUACUGAUGAAGGCAACUUUGAUAUUGUUGGUAACAACGUUGCUCCUUUCUUUGUGCACGAUGCCAUCAAGUUCCCUGAUCUUAUCCAUGCUGCUAAGCCGCAUCCUAAUACUGAAGUUCCUCAAGCUGGUACUGCUCACGAAACUGCUUAUGAUUUCUUUGCAGAGUUCCCUGAAUCCUUGAACACUGUUUUAUGGGCUCUUUCUGGUCGUGGUAUCCCCAACUCCAUCCGUCAAAUUGAAGGUUUUGGCGUUCACACCUACCGUUUGAUUACUGAAGAAGGCAAAUCUCGUUAUUGUAAAUUCAUCUGGAAACCCAAGCAAGGUCUCUCCAAUUUGCUUUGGGAUGAAGCUCAAAAGCUCGCCGGUAAGAACAUUGAUCACCAUCGUACCGAUAUCUAUACUUCCAUCGAUAACGGCGACUACCCUGAAUGGGAGUUCGGUGUCCAGAUCAUUGAAGAAGAAGACUUUGACAAGUUUGAUUUCUCUCUCCUUGACCCUACUAAGUUCGUUCCUGAAUCCUUGGUGCCUUUCCAACCUCUUGGUAAGAUUACUCUUAAUCGUAACCCUGAUAACUACUUUGCUGAGGUCGAGCAAGUCACUUUCCAUCCUGGCCACGCUGUCCGUGGUGUUGGUUUCACCAACGAUCCUCUUCUCCAAGGUCGUCUUUUCUCUUACCUCGAUACCCAAUUGAACCGUAUGAGCGGUCCUAACUACAUGCAAUUGCCUAUCAAUCGUCCGUUGGGCACUGUCCACAACAACCAGCGUGACGGUUACAUGCAAAUGAACAUUCACAAGGGCGAAGUCGCUUACUUCCCCAACCGUCUUCAAGGUAACACUCCUUCGGUCGUCGAUGGCGACAAGGGCGGUUACAUUGAAUACCCUGAAAAGAUCAACAACGUUACCAAGGUCCGUGGUCGUUCUGCCAAGUUCUUUGAUUUCUAUUCUCAACCUCGCCUCUACUGGAACUCUUUGACCGCACACGAAAAGCAACAGUUGGUGGACGGUGCUCGUUUCGAAAUUGGUGCCUCUACCUCGUUCGAUGUCCGUAAGAGAAUGGUGAAGCAGCUCAAUCUCAUCGAUAACGAACUGGCUCGUCGCGUUGCUUAUGGUAUUGGUGUUCCUCUCCCUGAAAAAGAAGUUGAAAAUGAUAACAAGACGUCUGUCGGCCUCUCCAUCGCCAACUACCCCAAGGACCAGAACAUCAAAACGCGUACUGUUGCCAUUCUCGUUGCCCCUGGUACGAAUAUUGAGGAAGCCAAGGCCAUGUACGAAUUCCUCAAGAAGGAAGGUGCUUAUCCUGCUUACAUCGGUCUCAACAUGGGCGAGCAAGACGGUCUUAAAAUCACUACUACUUACAGAGGCACUCACUCUGUCCAAUGGGAUGCUGUCUAUGUUCCUGGUGGUAACUCUCUUGACAUCAUGACCUCUCGUAACUCUUUCUUCCCCUUCGAUGAACCCAGAAUGUUCGUGGCUGAAACUUUCCGUCAUGCUAAGCCUAUUGCCGCCUCUGCAGAAGGUGCUAAGCUUCUCCAAUAUGCUGAUAUUGAACUUCCUGAACUUAAAUCGGGUUUCGCUGAGAAGGAUGGUGUUGUGGUCGCUGAAAAGGUCGACGAUCUUGAAAAGCCCUUUAAGGAAGCUCUUAUUAAACAAAGACAUUGGGAACGUCUUCCUUUAGAUCCUGAGAUCUAA
Molecule: messenger RNA, 2163 nt
Organism: Mycotypha africana
Lineage: Eukaryota; Fungi; Mucoromycota; Mucoromycetes; Mucorales; Mycotyphaceae
Product: catalase-like domain-containing protein
Exons: 2
Coding region: 1-2163 (720 amino acids)
Biological process (GO): response to oxidative stress; hydrogen peroxide catabolic process
Cellular component (GO): cytosol
Molecular function (GO): heme binding; catalase activity
Source: RefSeq, a predicted model, not a curated record